Molecule: messenger RNA, 720 nt
Organism: Plasmodium gallinaceum
Lineage: Eukaryota; Apicomplexa; Aconoidasida; Haemosporida; Plasmodiidae
Product: conserved protein, unknown function
Exons: 6
Coding region: 1-720 (239 amino acids)
Source: RefSeq, a predicted model, not a curated record
AUGAAUUAUAUUAAUUUAAGUGGCUAUAAUAUUCCAAAGAAAAUAUUUGAUGAAUUAAAUGCCUUUGAAAGGCAUAAGCUUAUGAUGUCUCUUCGCUUAUUAGAGAAAGAAAAAAAUAAAAGUGACAACGAGCAAUAUUUAAACGAUUAUGAUAUUUUAAAGAAAAAAUAUAAUUUUAUACAUGAUUCAACAGAAAAAAACUCUCUUUUACAAAAUUAUUAUAAUAGUAUAUGUAACAAAUAUGUUAUAUGCGAUUUGACAAAGUAUAAAGAAUCUAAAAUAGGUUUGAGAUGGAGAACAGAAGAAGAAAUAAUAAGUGGCAAAGGACAUAUAAUUUGUUCAUCUAAAAAAUGUAAUAAUACAGAUUUAAAAACAUAUGAAUUUUUAUUUGAAUAUAUUGAAGGAGGGGAAAAAAAAGAAACAAAAGUAAAUGUGAGAGCUUGUAUGGACUGUGCAUAUAAAUUACAUUAUAGAAAAAUUAAAGAAUAUUUGAAAAAAAAGGAAAAAAAAAAAAUGAAAAGAAAAAGAAGAAAAAAGAGAUAUAAAAAAGGAGAUUCCAGUAGUGAAUGUAAUAGCCCUUCAUCAGCACAUAACCCUAAAAAUUCAAAAUUGAAAAAGGAAAAUUUAUUUUAUGUUAAAAGAAAACUUGAAAAAUUUUCUUUGAAAACAAAAGAGGACAAGAAUGAUAAUAACACGUAUUUCCAUGAUUUACUUUUUUAA